AUGUGGCGCGUAUGCGAGUGUGAAGCACCGUGCUUCAAUCUAUCCCCGCCCGUCGCUCUAGCUUCCCCCACCCGUCGCCCUCGCUUCCCCCGUCCAUCGCCCUCGCUUCCCCCUCCCGUCGCCCUCGCCUUCCCCCUCCCGUCGCCCCCCCUUCCCCCUCCCGUCGCCCUCGCUUCCCCCGCCCCCCUCCCGUCGCCCUCGCUUCCCCCUCCCGUCGCCCUCGCUUCCCCCUCCCGUCGCCCUCGCUUUCCCCUCCCGUCGCCCUCGCUUUCCCCCUCCCGUCGCCCCCGCUUUCCCCCUCUCAUCCCCCUCCCAUCCCGCUCCCAUCCCCCUCCCAUCCCCCUCCCAUCCCGCUCCCAUCCCCCUCUCAUCCCCCUCCCAUCCCCCUCCUAUCCCGCUCCCAUCCCCCUCCCAACCCCCUCCCAUCCCCCUCCCAUCCCGCUCCCAUCCCCCUCCCAUCCCCCUCCCAUCCCCCUCCCAUCCCUCUCCCAUCCCCCUCCCAUCCCCCUCCCAUCCCCCUCCCAUCGCCCUCGGGGGCUGUCGUUUCCCGCCCCACCACCUUCUCUAACACUCCUGUUGCCCGUCUUUACCGUCUCCUCCGACUCUCCCACCUUCCAGCCAUGCAGUGUACAGGUCCCGGGCUUCCAGCUGCAUGCAGUGUAG
Molecule: messenger RNA, 663 nt
Organism: Closterium sp. Yama58-4
Lineage: Eukaryota; Viridiplantae; Streptophyta; Zygnematophyceae; Desmidiales; Closteriaceae
Source: the annotation of a GenBank genome assembly